CCUCGCCGCCACCGCCUCGCUCCCUGAGCGGCGGGGCGCAGUGCGAGCCCGACCAAGAUGGCGGCGGCGGGGCGAGCCGGCUCCUUCGGCUCCUCUCCGCCCGGACUAACCUCGACCUUCGCGGGCGGGGCCUCGGCCAACGGCUUCUCUUCCAGCAACGGCAACGGCGGCCCUGCCGGCGACGGCAAGGCGGACGAGGAGGACGGGCAGAACCUCUGGUCCUGCAUCCUCAGCGAGGUCUCCACCCGCUCCCGCUCCAAGCUCCCCGCGGGGAAAAGCGUCCUGCUGCUCGGGGAAGAUGGAGCUGGAAAAACAAGUCUAAUAGGAAAAAUGCAAGGAAUAGAUGAAUACAAGAAAGGAAGAGGAAUGGAGUAUUUGUACUUAAACGUGCAUGAUGAAGACAGAGAUGAUCAAACAAGAUGUAAUGUAUGGAUCCUAGAUGGUGACUUGUAUCACAAAGGUCUCCUUAAAUUUGCAAUGGAUGCCAACUCUCUGAAGGACACUUUAGUUAUGCUGGUUGUAGACAUGUCAAAGCCUUGGACUGCCUUGGAUUCUUUACAGAAAUGGGCAAGUGUUGUAAGAGAACAUAUUGACAAGCUCAAAAUUCCUCCUGAGGAAAUGAAAGAAAUGGAACAAAAGUUGAUAAGAGACUUUCAAGAGUACAUAGAGCCAGGAGAAGAUUUCCCAGCUUCUCCCCAGAGAAGAAAUACUACAUCACAGGAGGAUAAAGAUGACAGUGUGAUUUUACCACUGGGUGCAGAUACACUUACUUAUAACUUGGGCAUUCCAGUACUAGUAGUUUGCACAAAGUGUGAUGCCAUUAGUGUGUUGGAAAAAGAGCACGACUACAGAGACGAACAUUUUGACUUUAUCCAGUCGCAUAUCCGGAAGUUUUGUUUACAGUAUGGUGCCGCACUCAUUUACACUUCAGUAAAGGAAAACAAAAAUAUAGAUUUAGUAUACAAAUACAUUGUUCAAAAAUUAUAUGGAUUUCCUUUCAAAAUACCUGCUGUUGUUGUGGAAAAAGAUGCAGUAUUUAUCCCAGCAGGUUGGGAUAAUGACAAGAAGAUAGGAAUUUUACAUGAAAAUUUUCAAACAUUGAAAGCAGAAGACAGCUUUGAAGAUAUCAUAAUAAAACCACCAGUCAGGAAGUUUGUUCAUGAGAAAGAAAUUGUAGCAGAAGAUGACCAAGUGUUUCUUAUGAAGCAGCAGUCCCAGUUAGCAAAGCAGCCACCAACUGCAGCUGGAAGGCCAGUGGAUGCCUCACCCAGAGUUCCCGGAGGCUCCCCUCGAACCCCAAACCGAUCAGUUUCAUCCAAUGUUGCCAGUGUGUCUCCUAUUCCUGCUGGGUCGAAAAAAAUUGAUCCAAAUAUGAAAGCUGGAGCUACAAGUGAAGGAGUCCUCGCUAAUUUCUUCAAUAGUUUGCUGAGUAAAAAGACAGGCUCUCCGGGUACUCCUGGAGUUGGUGGUGGAAGCCCUGGAGGUGGAGGUGGAGGUGGAAGUAGCAGUUUACCACCCUCUGCAAAAAAAUCAGGCCAGAAGCCUGUCUUAACAGAUGUUCAAGCAGAAUUGGACAGAAUUUCACGAAAACCGGAUAUGGUCUCUCCUACCACACCUACAUCCCCUUCAGAAGGAGAAGCAUCUUGAAGAUACCAAAUAAAGCCAUUUAUUCAGUUUUCUGGGAUAAUGUAAACUUGCCUCUGCCUUUUCCUUCAAAAGUGGAAUUAGGGAGCAGAAAUGCUAUUUCAGAAGGACAAAAUUAAUAUGUCAUUUUUUGUUGCCCAACUUUACAAAAAGGGAGAUGUACAGAUGGAAAAUUAUACUACACUAUGUAGGACUACUGUUUGCAUUGCCACUUUGCAUAAAGAAGUAAUUGUGGGGUUUUGUCAAACUCAAAAUAAUUUGUAAAAUGGCAACAUAUCCAUUUGAUAAAAUGUAUUCGAAAAGGCUGUUAACAGGAGGGUGUGGGAAAGGGAGGUGAGAGGAUAUGCAGGGCACUUGACUGACUUUGAAUCCCCAUCCCUUUUAGUUAUGGUUAUUAAAUUAAAAUUGUAAACAUUAACCUGCUAGUUUUGCUGGAAGAAAGAAGAUAAUCAGUUGUUAACUAUUUUGUGCACCAAAAUAAAUUAAUUCAAAUAAAUUUACUGCCACAAAUGGAAUAUGCUGAGAAAGCUAUCACAUUUCAUAUGCGAUGAUAGAUUGUGGUUCAGUAAAUGCUGAUUGCGAUAUUGCUUACAGAAAUAUUGACAAGUUGACCUUCAUCAACUGCAGGCAGGGCAAACCUACUAAAUAUAUAAAAGAACAAUGCAGAGGUUAUCAAAAUGUAAAGAGUUACAAUUUACAGACUUGUCUCUAUAUAUGGCUCAGCCUUAACACACCCCUUUGUUUUCCACAUUCAAUGAUCGUUUCAAAUAUUAGUCUUUAAAACUGUAAUCAGUUAAUAAAGUAUUUAUUCUCAGCAUAUAGAUUAAUUAAUUCAUUGCAUUCUUAUAUUUAAAUUUGUAUUUAUUAGCCAAUGAAAGAUUUUCUAGUAUUUUCUUAGUAUUCGGCUCAGAAAGAUUUAUUAAACUCUCGUCUUUCCCAUCUUUUCAUUAUAAAUUUAGCUCUGGCACAACUAGUUGGUAAAGAAGGUUGACAUUUGUGUAAUGUCUCUAUUAGAGAAGUACUAAGAACUGAUGGUCUAUUUUUUGUUCACUUUAUCCUUCUCCCCCCAAGGAUGUUUCUCACCCACACAAUCUUGUCAGCAGUCUUAGGAACUAAAUUGCAUUCCAGGAGACUUCUGGAACUCAUUAAGUUGUGGCAGAUAAUGUUUUCAAAACUUAAUUGAUGCACUAAAGUCCGAUCAUCACUUUAUUAAUGCACACUAGGAUAGGGCUUCACAACAGAGACCAUUUAAGAGUUUAAGUAAGGUCAGUUCAGUUAAGAGGAAUAUCCACUUUGGAUUUAAAGCCAGUUUUGGUUAGUUGUUUAAAAGGCUUUUCUGUUGGUGUGUUCUUAUUCAAAAGUAUAGCAUUCUAAAAGAUGCUACUCAAUGGGGUUUUUGAAAUGUUAAAGUACAACAAUCCCUCAAGGUAAGGAAAUUCACUCGUUUAUAAAUCUGGUUCUCAGAUUGAACACUAAAUUUCUUAAAUGUAGUUGAAAAUUUUGGUUUACUAGAAGUGCGAUAUGGUUUAAAACUUAUUUUAUAGCUUGCUAUAUAAGGAGCACUUUGCAAAAUGAAGGGUGCAUAUUAACUGAAGAAGAAAUUUAAGAAAAUUUAUUUUCUUAGAUGAAAUGGUUGAGCUAAGAAAUACUUAGUAACUGUAAAAUGGUUCUACAGUUGUAGGAAGCUAUUAUGCUAAGUUAAUCUGUUAAAGUGGAACGACUUCAUAGUAUAAAGAGGAUAGAUACAAGAAGAAUAGAAUUGAUGCAUGGUGUACAUUUCUCCAUUGCUUAAAUAUCUGCUGCUGGGCUUGAUUGAAGAAGAGAAUGGUGUCAUACAUAUGGAGCCCUGCAGAUAUAUUGGAUAGAGAAUAUUGUGUAUGUCCAAUCUGAAAUCAUUGGUAUGCCUUGUUUUAGCUGAUUCAAUUAUAACUACUCUAACAUUUUAACCUGUUUUAAUUUUACAAAUAUUUUUGUACCAAUUAUUUUUUAAAGUGAUUUUUCCAUUUUUCCAUUCUGUCCAUUACAAAACCCUUGGUGAAAUUGAACACAUGCCUCAAAUAUUCAGUAAAUGCCCAUGAUAUGAUUUAUUUAUUUUUUGAACUUUUCAGGUGUGUUUUGAUUUUCAAACUGUGAAAAUGCCAGAAUUGCAUUAGUUUAAUGAAUUCUUACAUGCAGCAAACUUAACAUUACUCAUUCUUCUAUUUCAUAAAAAAAAAUCUUGUACUGAUUUAGCCAUAUAUGUCCAAUGAUAUUUAGGCCGUAUGCCAAAAAGUGGUAGCCUGAAUACAGUUUUUUUUCCCUUUAGUAAAAUUUUUGGGAUGCCAUUAAAAAUAGGAUGAUUUCUAAAGUAUCCCCAGGUCUGAACUUGAAAGGUACAUGGGUGCAACUUCAUCUCAGAGCUGAUCAUUUUUCAGAGAUCCUGAAAAGUUUCACUUUAGGAUUAUAUUUUGUGAACUCCCAUGAAUUAGCAUUAUUUCUUCUUGUAUCUUAUCCAGAGACCAAUAGUUUAUUGUUCGUGUUCUGCUGUUUGAUGGAAGUUGUUAGCCCCUUCACCCUUAAGAAGUCUCCCAAGUUUUGGUGUGCUGUAUAAAUUGCAAGGCAAAUUUGCACCUGUGCAUUUUCAUAGAUUAAUCUUAGUUCCUAACCUGAAUUUUUACAUUAAAUCCUUACAAUCCAUGCCACACAUCUGAUUUUUCUGUUAAAUUGUAGGGGUGGAAGGGGGUUGUUCAUUGGCAACUCAAGUCACUCUUUGAACAUGUGACCAAAUAUGCUAAUGCAGAAAGAUCCUUUAGAUUUUUGGAGUUGGGUAGAAACAUUGAUCUUUGAGGUGAUGCUUGGGCUACAAAGUUUUCAUAGCCCCUGUUCUGGGCCUUCUGGUCGAACAUUCCCUUUUUGUGCACCUUCCAAUUUAGCAUUAUUAUGGUGAUGAAGUUUUAAGCCUUGUGAAUGCAAUCAUGAUCCAAUUAUAAGGAAAAUAAAAGGCUUAGGCCUGACAUUCUUUUUUCCCCUCUUUCUCCACUGAGGUGUGCCAGAAGCUUGAGGGUUCUUUUUCAAUGCAGUGUGGUUAGAAGUGUACUACAAAGUCAUCACAGUGAAUUUUUUCCAUAUUUUGUGAUUGAAGUAUUGGAUUAGGUCAAGGAGGCUGGAACUCAAAACAAUAAGGGGUUUGGUUCAUAAAUUAGAGAAACUUCAGAACCUGUCCUGUACUUAGUAUGCAAAUAGCCCAAUGAUUAGCAAAAUAAAAAUUAACAAAAGAUUCUGCUAUUCUUAAUGAUGGACAUUACAGUAAAAAUGUUUGAAGUAUUUUAAAUUCAGACACCAUUUUCUUUGAAGACAAAUGGAAAUGAGUGAAUUCGGAAAAUAUACUUUGAAUUUAGGCACUAACUUGCCAGAACAUGCAGGGAACAAGAGUGGAAUGUUGUACUUUGCUAAAAGUAAGCUCAAAAAAGAAACUGCAGGGUCUCUCAAAGCAAAAUGUUAGGAACUGUCCAAUCAAACAAUGGUAUUGGACACUUACUAUGUGCAGAGCACUGUACUAAGCACUUGGGAGAGUACAAUGCAACAAUACUUACCAUGAGUUCUCAUGGUAUCCAAUGUCUCUUUCAGUAAACACAAAAGAUAAGGGUGGUAAACACCUAACUUGAAGUCUAUUGGUAUGUCUGAGGAGCUGAGGAAUUUUAACUCCUAUCUUGCUCGAGCCAAUUAGUGCAAUAAAAUGGAAGUAAAAAAUUUUUGUGAGCUGUUUGAAGUGGGUAAUGCUGGCCUACCUAAGUAUCUACAGGGGAUAUCUAUGGGUGUGGGACACAAUGCAGUUGCUCCCAUUACACUUAUGUCAAUCUGGUCCUGAAAGUAGAGUAUUGAUUUUACUUGGCCUAAUUUCUACUCCCUGCAUCAUUUUGUAACAGUUCUGCUAAGUCAAUUUUGGCAGUGAAAACUUUAAGAAAAUCUAUCAUCAGUUCUGAGACCAUUCUAAUUCUGCCACAGUCAGCCUAAAUUGGUUUAGCACAUGCGGGUGAUAAAUUGUUAACAUUUCUACUGCAGCAAUAGAAGUGACAUUAUGGCAAUGUGAUUUCUGGAAGGUUUUUUAUUUUUUUCUGAAAUAUUUUCCCUUCUCCAGACUCUUCAGAAUGAGAAGUUUAAGUAACUGAUACCCAUGCUCAGUUUUUGUUUAUCUCAUUUGCAAAUGACACACUUUCACUCCAAUAUACAAACCUCACCUCAAAAUCCAGAUAACUGUUAAAUGUUGGAUUGAUUCAAGAUUGCCUUAACAUUGCUAUAUCCCAACCAGUAGGUGUGAUUUUGAGCAUUCAUGUAAUCAUUAGUGUCAUCUGCAAAUGCCAGAAAGGAGAAUAGGACUGAAUAAAUACUUUCCAUGUAGAUGUGGCUGUAUAUGUGAAUCCUAAAAAUAAAAACUAAAACAUUACCCAAAUUUUUGAAAUUUAAACUUGAAUUUGUAUCUGAAACUUCUUUAAACAUAGGUAAUCAUUACUUAUCUCCUGAAUUUUUUAAACCCCAUAAUUCAUACCCUAGCAUUAAGUAUUAGGCACUAUUGGACCAUUGGCUCUGCUUGAACAUGACAAUUCAGAAAGCAAAAGCUUCUUUCAAAAUAUCAACCUCAAUUCUAAAUUGGGAGCCCAUCUAAAUAAAGGGAAUGAAGUUAGGUAGUAAUGUUUUGGGGGUUUUUAUGCUACCCCCUUACCAGAGUCCCCUUCCAUAUGAUAAAAAGGUAAUAUGCUUAAAACCUACUGAAUAUAUGAUUUCCUUCUGAUGUCCUUCAUUUUAGGGAAUUAUUUACAGUGACGUCUGCUAAUACGGAAUUUUCAUGGAACUGGUUUGAAAAAAUAGAUAAGAUGUCAAGUUAUAUCACAAAUAACUUAAGAACUAGUGCUGCCACUUUCUUGGUCUUUAAAGCAUAGAAUCACAUAAAUAUUUGAAACUACACCAAACCCUUGUCCUUCUAUAACCACAGGUAAGGUAAAUGCACUGAAAAUUCAGAAAUCUAAUGUUAGCUAGUAGUUUCAUAGCUUUUUAAAGGAUCUGUCAACAAAUCACAAUUUUGGCUAGUGUAAACAUACCUCCCUUCCCUUCUGUUCAAAGUAUUCUAGUGAAAUGGUCAAAAGACAAGUGGAGAGAAUAGAGACGGUAAACAGCAAAGAACCUGAGUAAUCCACUAAAGGGAUAAUCAGUCUUUGUUUUUUUGAGAAUUGGAUAUUCUAGAGGUUUGUGAGACUUUAGUUGUAGUAGAUUAGGUACAAAUUUUGCUAACAAUGUAAAAUCUUUCAUUUAAAAUUGUGGGAAGAUUAUUCCUGGGAAGUGAGCUAUGUAAAUAUAGUUAUGUUGCUAAAAUAUGGGCUCUCAUCUCUCAAGCUUUGUAGUGGCUCAUAUUUGAAUUUGGAGUUUUUAUUAUUUCCACCAAGUAUAUACUAUGUACCCUGGACCACUCAUUUAUUAAUAAUGAGGUCAGUGAUGCUGAGGGAAAAUAGAAUUGAUAGGAAAAUGUCAUUUUUUCUUAAACUUAAAAGUAAUGGCUACUGAGGUUAAUUAAAGAGGAAAUUGGUGACUUAUAGAUGAAGUAACUUCUGAAACACUACUCUGCAGCAUAUGCAAUGUAAUCUUAACAACAAGUAAUCUUAACAGAAUAGAGAAUGCCAAGAUGAUCUUUUUCAGUUGUCUAAAUAUGCAAACCAAAGUACCACCUCUGCCUUUUUUUCUUUCAAUUUCUGGCCUUUUAGUGUGCACCUUUGCAUGAUCGAAUAUCUUCAAACUUAGCCACAUGGGAGAUAUUCCACAAUCUGGUUAAUGUAGGGUGCAGGGACUAACAGUGUUGCAGGGUAAUAUUUGGCCCGACUUGAGAGUAAAUUGGGUAGUUGGAUCUGGGCCAGUAUUUGUAGCCAGUGAAAUCGUGGUCUUAAGACAGAUUGUUCUGUCAGAACGACACUUGACAGAACCUACUCCAGUUUAGCAUCAGGAAUCGAAGCACCUGGCUUGAAGCUGCCUUCUUGCCUUCCCAAGGGCCCUUCAUCCCAUCCUCCACUGCCUCUAUCUAAUUGCUCUCUCCUGUUAGGAGGGUUAAAUGGAGUUUAUUUUGUCCCUGGUUCAAAUUUGAUUGCAUGAGACAAAUCUCUGAUUCUCAUAAUUCAAAAGUAAUUAUAGUACUUAAUGAGUCAAAUUAUGGCAUGUGGUGGCUAAGGAAGAAAGGGACUGAGUCAUUUUCUGUUAAAUAGUAUUUUUGGGGGGGGGGGUCAAAAGGCCCCUGAACUGAAUCUUACAUUAACAUUUGUUGGUUGCAGUUUUUCCUCUGGUUAUUCAAAAUGUUAUAGACAAGUUUCGUUACAGGGUUAGCAACUGAAGUUGGGGUAAUGUGGAGAAAGACCCUGUGCAUAAAAUUGUCUUUCCCAUAAUAAAUGGAUAUUAGAUAUCAGAAAUAGCAUUUUGAUAAUGCUCCAGGUACACUAAUAACCAACAUUUAGUUAGCUUUUCCCCAAACUUAAAAACUAAUGGAUACUAAGCGUAUACUUUCACUUGUGCUAGUAGCAUGGAAAAUUCGUUUUUGUAAGCUUUUAGAAAGGCCCAUUCCUUUACCACUUUGUCUUAUUAAAUGCUGUAAAUGGGCUCUCUCUCUUUCUCUCUCUCUCAUAGGAGAAACUGUCAGUUGACUUUCCAAUCUGGUAUAAAAGAGAGAUCAGAAUAGAGCUCUCUAAAUGCAUGAAAAAGCAAAAAAGCUCUUCAUAUGUAUCACUUCUAUUUUUGAGAAGAUAAUUUAAGUAAUUUAAAAAUCCAAAGACAGCCAGUUGCCUCUGUCAAUUCAGGUUGAUAACUUUACUCAAGUUCCUCUUUUCUUGGAAAAUAUAAACUGUAUAUGCCAGUCUCUUGCAAAAUGGCUACUUAUACUUACUUUUUAUGUAUGCUUUACCUAAAUUAAAAUGAUUUCUUGCUAAUUGAAUCAAGGUUACAACCUAAUUCCCUUUGGCUUCCUAUUGAGAUGUUAAAUUCAGUCUCUUUGUGUAUUCUGUAUGCAAUACUGUGUCUGUCAGAAAGUUAGUUGUUUCUGGAAUAAAAUUUUACAGCCAUCAUCAUCAUCA
This is a messenger RNA of Ornithorhynchus anatinus (platypus), 8726 nucleotides long. RefSeq names its product dynein cytoplasmic 1 light intermediate chain 1 (gene DYNC1LI1). Gene Ontology annotation, molecular function: dynein heavy chain binding. The record is from RefSeq and is a predicted model, not a curated record. Gene Ontology annotation, cellular component: cytoplasmic dynein complex; centrosome. The transcript has 13 exons. Gene Ontology annotation, biological process: microtubule-based movement; microtubule cytoskeleton organization. NCBI's taxonomy places the organism in Eukaryota, Metazoa, Chordata, Mammalia, Monotremata, Ornithorhynchidae. The coding region runs from base 58 to 1647 and encodes 529 amino acids.